AUGCGUGAAGCACAUGCAGUGAAUGGAGAGAGCAUUUCCUACGCAAUUAUUUGUGUUAUACGCUCGGCAUUAUUGACGGAUGAGUGGGCUUCGCAUGACGGUAGCUAUUUGUCGGUGUACACCUUGACAGGGCAGUUUUAUGGAAUGCGAUAUGUCUACGUGCAGUUGGCAUUAAGCGCAGACUUUGGUGCAUCUGUACGUGGGAGCAGUUGUGUGGAGUUGCGGCGCAUGGCGACGUUGGACCACGCUUUGCGUUAA
Messenger RNA from Eimeria maxima, 258 nucleotides. RefSeq lists its product as hypothetical. The transcript has 3 exons. The record is from RefSeq and is a predicted model, not a curated record. NCBI's taxonomy places the organism in Eukaryota, Apicomplexa, Conoidasida, Eucoccidiorida, Eimeriidae. The coding region runs from base 1 to 258 and encodes 85 amino acids.